AUGCGUCUUUCACCGUCUUUCAGAUUACCCACAAACUGUCUUGUUCGUGGUGGAGCCUGCGGCUAUCCUGUCAAAGCAAACUGUGCAACGUCCUCGGGCAACGGAAAGAACGGCGGGCUUGAAAACUUCCACGGCACGAGUCAAAGCCAUGAGAAUGACGGUGGGCAAUCUACCAACACGACGACAGAAACCACGCAAGACAUGAGUUUGUCGGCCCUCACCGCGAAACGUUCGUAUAGCAACGACCUUGGAAACGCUGCCAAGGACAACUCUAGCAUGAUCGAGUUCGAACCUUCUUUUCGAAUGCCCUACCACUCCAUUCCAUCGGCGCUGUUGUCGUACCUGCAAAAGGACCCAUUUGACAGUAUGCCGAUAACAAUGCCGUUGCGCUCUAUGGAGCUGUUCCAUCAUAUGAUGCACUUUCGAAUUUUGACCCGCUCCUUGGUCCCCAAAAACCCAAACAACUCAUACAACGCCACGGCGCUCCGGGACGCCGGUUUCUUCCGCAGCAACAUUCUCUUGGCCGCUAUGCACUAUUCUUGGAUCAAUGGUGGUCUCAGCGGAAUGGAGGAGACUUACAUCUACCACAAGAUCGAGGCGAUUCGACUGGUCAAUGAGCACAUAUCAGAUCCGGCAUGGACUGAACAGUGCGCCAACAUUAUUGCUGCUCUCGCAUUGGCGGAGAGCGGCAUUGGUGACAUUAUCGCAGCCGAAGCACACCUGGGUGGACUAUUAACGCUCAUCAACUGGCGUAAGCCGGACGAAUUACGGGGACGAUGGCACGGAUUAUUCCAGCGGCUGAUCCUGGUUGCUAGUACAUUUGUUGCUGCAUCCAAGAGCCACACGGCCUGGAAGCCCAGAGACACUCGCAGUGGCGACGGCGAGAGGCCGGUCCUGCAGUUUGCAUAUCCGGACACCGCCAAUGUUAACGCUGCCGAGUUUGACGAUACACAGCUCUCGCCAUUCUACUUCGAGAUGAAGCCUAAUUAUGGGGCUUCCAAUCCCGGCCUCGAGACCAUCUCAAUGACCAAUGCAUUGCAGAGAUUGUCUUCGUUGCCCGAUGAACCGAAACAAGCAGAACAUGUUUACCCUUCCGGAUCACGAAAAGCAACACGCUCGGCUUCUUCCACGCACGCCGAUAGGCCUUCUCCAAUAAACACGUCCUUGACUGACUUUGCCGAGGAAAUCACCGUCGACCAAGAACUUACGCAAGUGCUGCUGCUGGAGACGGAAUCCUACUUGACAUCGCUUCUAUUUCGCCCGCAUGCGCCACCAUUUGCCAUGACGCUAGGGCGGCAGAUGUAUCAGCCGCCCGAGCGCCUCACGUCAAUGAACAGCAUUCCGCACAGUCACCCAGAGCUACGUGUGGGCGUCGACGAGCAUGUAACAAACACGCUAAUGCGAUCUCAAGUGGUGAUGGAUAUGGGUGGCGACAUGGGACCGUUUCUAACGGAUUUUGAUCUCGGUCUACUAUCCAUCACUGGGUUUCAAGACGCUGGUAAUGGCAAUUUCAGUAGCUAUCACGACGUCAACAGUACCAACAGCAAUAACACCAGUGGAGGUAUAGUAUCGAUGGUACCCAGUCCAAGCACGAGUCAUACCACCGUUUCAACGAACCACUCUUCACAUUCAGCCCAUGAAGCAUACUCGGCAGCAGCAAGUCCGUCGGCCAUCAAUACGCCCCCACCGGCAGCCGCUUUCCCCCAAGCCGGUCAGCAACCUGCCAUCAACGGUUUCUCUUCCAAUUUUUCACCCAAUACAGGCUAUUUUGACGGCGUGCUGCAACCUACUCUACAUUCCUCCGCUACGCAUUCGUGGUCGGCCGCGGCGUAUUUGUACCUACACACAUUUUUAGCUGACUUGUGGCUACCUCCUCCGCCAUCACGUUGCUUACCCCCGAACUAUCCUUCACCGACACAGAGCUACAUUGAUCGAGAGCUCUGUCGUUGGCUACUUGACAGAAUUUGUGACGAAUUGGACCGUACUCGCGAGUCUAUGAAACUUGGCACGUAUAGCUGCGGACUCUGGAUCUGGCAAGUCUUGGUCGGGGCAUAUGCUGUGGCAAAUACACGUCGUGAGGAUGAGCAGGCGGCACGGGAGAAGAGCGCCGGCUCACAGGCACAGCCGGCUACCGGAGUUGCGAACGAUUCAGCCAUCAACCCGAUACUACUGGACCAAGCCGGUAUCGAUUUCGAGGGGCAAAAAAUACCAUCAGCAGCAACGCCGUUUAUGUCCCAAAGAUUCGCUCCAGCCACUCCGAGCGUAGUGCCGCCCGAGUACUACUUAGGAGCAUGGUUCCGCACACAAAUGCGCAUUUGGGCAGACGCUUUAGACGCACCGCACUGGAACGAUGCCAAACGUCAUGCCAGCACUGUAGCUUGGCCACAGAAAAUAUGGCAUGGUGAUGCUGUGUUGGAGGAGUUAUGGUCUCGGUCUAUGGCAGGACAAGGUUCACCGUAA
This is a messenger RNA of Sporothrix schenckii 1099-18, 2460 nucleotides long. RefSeq lists its product as uncharacterized. The record is from RefSeq and is a predicted model, not a curated record. NCBI's taxonomy places the organism in Eukaryota, Fungi, Ascomycota, Sordariomycetes, Ophiostomatales, Ophiostomataceae. Bases 1 to 2460 code for a protein of 819 amino acids. The transcript has 3 exons.